AUGUCAUACAAUCCUUAUGGUUACGGAGGUAAUGAUUCACAGGCAAACGGCGCAGGUUUUGCUGGUAAUGCACAGUUUCAACAACAACAACAACAACAGCAACAACAACAGUUUCAAGGUAGAGGUGGAUUUGUGAAUCAUCAACAAGGUCCAGAUAUGAGCCAGGGUGCUCAACAGAAUGGUGGUGCUGGAGCUGAAGGUUAUGGUUUUCAAGACCCUCGUCAAUCUAUGGCUUUCCAACUAGGUCAAAGUGCAUUUUCUAAUUUUAUUGGACAACAAAAUUUCAGUCAAUUUCAAGAAACUGUGUCGAAAGCAGCUUCUGGAUCAUCUUCAGUUUCUCAUUAUUUCCAAGUUUCUACUUCUUAUGUUCUUCAGAAGAUUUUGUUAGUCUUGUUCCCAUUUAUGAACAAAAACAAUUGGCAACGUAUACCUGAAAGCCAAUCAAGCGGUGCUGGAACCGUUUCAUUCAUGCCUCCAAAGGAUGACAUUAACUCCCCUGAUAUGUAUAUCCCUGUAAUGGGGUUGGUUACUUACAUUUUGAUAUGGAACACUCAACAAGGUUUAAGUGGUUCCUUCAAUCCUGAAAAUUUAUAUUAUAAAUUAUCAUCAACAGUAGCCUUCCUUGCAUUAGAUUUAAUCAUUUUAAAAUUGGGAUUGUACUUACUAGUUUCAACUAAUUCUCCCACCACUUCAAUAACAGAGUUGCUAUGUUAUGUAGGCUACAAAUUCGUGCCUUUGACUUUGGUCUUAUUCGUCCCAGCUUUGCCAUUUUAUCUGUCAUUGAUUCUUAAAGUUUAUUUGUUCAUCGCAUUUGGUGUUUUCUUAUUAAGAGCUGUCAAAUUCAAUAUGUUCAGUAACCCAAACGAUGACAUGGUCAAUAUCAAGAAAUCUACAGUUAAGAAAUGCAAUUAUUUCUUGUUUUUCUACGGUUUCGUCUGGCAAUCUGUAUUGAUGUGGCUGAUAAGUUAA
This is a messenger RNA of Vanderwaltozyma polyspora DSM 70294, 969 nucleotides long. It is a transcript of the gene YIF1, whose product is annotated as protein transporter YIF1. The transcript has a single exon. Gene Ontology annotation, biological process: endoplasmic reticulum to Golgi vesicle-mediated transport. Lineage: Eukaryota; Fungi; Ascomycota; Saccharomycetes; Saccharomycetales; Saccharomycetaceae. The record is from RefSeq and is a predicted model, not a curated record. Bases 1 to 969 code for a protein of 322 amino acids. Gene Ontology annotation, cellular component: Golgi membrane; COPII-coated ER to Golgi transport vesicle; endoplasmic reticulum-Golgi intermediate compartment.